AUGUUGUCGAAAGCGGACGUUGACCUCUACGAGGUCUUGGGCAUUGACAAGAGUGCCAGCAAGGAUGACGUCCGGAAGGCUUAUCGCAAGGCCGCCCUAGCAAACCACCCCGACAAAGUCCCCGAAGCCGAAAGAGAAGAAGCAGAGGUUCGAUUCAAGGCCGUGCAGGAAGCCUACGACAUCCUCUACGACGAAGAAAAGCGUGAAAUCUAUGAUACCCACGGAAUGGGUGCUUUCAACGGCUCCGGUGAACCGGGUAUGGGCGCGGGCCCUGAUCUGGAUGAUAUUCUUGCGCAGAUGUUCGGUGGUAUGGGAGGUAUGGGCGGCAUGGGCGGCAUGCCCGGUGGACCGCAUGCGCGUAAGCCGCGCAAGAGCCCGGAUGAGGAGCAGAAGUAUGAGGUUCGCCUGGAGGAUCUGUACAAGGGCAAGACAGUCAAGUUUGCUAGUACGAAGAACGUGAUUUGCUCUCAUUGUCAGGGCAAGGGUGGUAAGGAGAGGGCGACGGCCAGGAAGUGCUCCACUUGCGAUGGUGAAGGUUACAAGCAAAUUUUGCGCCCGAUGGGUCAGUUCCUGUCUCCGGCUAUGGUGCCCUGCCCUACCUGUAACGGAGCGGGUGACUACUUUGUCGACAAGGAUAAGUGCAAGAAGUGCAAGGGCAAGAAGACCACCGAGGCCAAGAAGAUGCUGGAGAUCUACAUCCCUCGCGGGGCGAGGGAAGGAGACAAGAUCAUCCUCGAGGGCGAGGCCGACCAGGUGCCGGGUCAGGAACCUGGAGAUAUCGUUUUCCACAUCGUGGAAGAGGAGCAUGAGACUUUCCGGAGGGCUGCUGCUGACCUGACAGCAACAAUUGAUGUUACGCUGGCCGAGGCCCUGACGGGCUUCUCCCGGGUGGUGGUCAAGCACCUUGACGGUCGCGGAAUCGAAAUCCAGCACCCCAAGACCCCCGGUGAGGUUCUCUACCCGGGCCAGGUCCUGAAGGUUCCUGGUGAGGGUAUGCCCAUUAAGCGCAGCGAUGCUCGCGGCGACCUGUACCUGGUCGUCAACAUCAAGUUCCCCGACGGGCAAUGGAAGCCCAGCCCUGCUGUUCUGGAGCAGCUCAAGGAACUGUUGCCCAAGCCGGAACCCCCCAUUCAGGCUGACACCGUGGACGAGGUCGAAUUCGACCCCAAGGGCAACCUGGAUGACUUUGGGGCGCAUGACCCCGAAGGAGGUUCUGCCUGGGAGGAUGACGAUGAGGGUGAGACAACUGCUCAGUGUGCGACGCAGUAG
Aspergillus tubingensis is the source of this 1269-nucleotide messenger RNA. Its product is annotated as putative DnaJ domain protein (Mas5). The transcript is spliced from 6 exons. Lineage: Eukaryota; Fungi; Ascomycota; Eurotiomycetes; Eurotiales; Aspergillaceae. Gene Ontology annotation, cellular component: cytoplasm. The record is from RefSeq and is a predicted model, not a curated record. Gene Ontology annotation, biological process: protein refolding; response to heat. Bases 1 to 1269 code for a protein of 422 amino acids. Gene Ontology annotation, molecular function: ATP binding; Hsp70 protein binding.